AGCGUUUAUGUCACAUAGCAGGAGAUUUGUGAAAAAUUAAAAUGUCCAGAGGAUCCUGAUCUUAUCGAAAACCUUCCUCCACCAACAAGCUGGGGAUUAGAAGAAAGGCUUCACUCGUCAUCUGCCACAGAAACUGUUCACAUCUCACAUGUUGAAGAAGAAGCCCCCCGUCCUGCGGCACUUCCUGUCCCUGGUUUCCAGACGGGCCAGUCACCUCGCCAGGCAGCAGUAUGAUGUCAUCGUGGUGGGUGGCGGUCACGCUGGGACCGAGGCGGCAGCAGCCGCAGCCAGAGUGGGAGCGGAGACUCUCCUGGUCACGCAGAAAAUCAACACUAUAGGUGCUCUGUCCUGCAACCCGUCCCUGGGAGGAGUCGGGAAGGGCCAGCUGGUGAGGGAGGUAGAUGCUCUGGACGGGCUGUGCGGUCGAGCUGGAGACUGGGCCGGGAUCCAUUUCUCCAUCCUGAAUCGCAGGAAGGGUCCCGCUGUGUGGGGCCCGAGGGCCCAGCUGGACCGCCAGCGCUACAGGGAAUUCAUUCAGUCGGAGCUGCUGUCCACUCCCAAGCUGACGGUGUUGGAAGGUUCAGUGGAGGAGCUGCUGGUAACAGAACCAAACGCAGAGGAGCCGGGACACCACCGAGUUACUGGGAUACGUUUGGUCAAUGGAAGCCACCCGAUCUCGGCGAGCUCAGUGAUUCUUACUACUGGUACUUUCUUGUCUGGCUCCCUCUUCAUGGGCCAGACCACGUCCCCCGGGGGUCGGAUUGGAGAUGCUCCAUCCAGCGCCGGGCUGUCCCACACGCUGAGGGAGAGGCUGGGGCUGAGGACAGGCAGACUGAGGACCGGGACACCGCCCAGGAUCCUGAAGGAUUCAGUCGACCUUUCCCUGGCUCAGAUUCAUCCUGCUGACAGUCAUCCAACUCCCUUCAGCUUCCUCAACAAGCACACACGCUGCAAGCCAGAAGAUCAGCUGCCUUGUUACCUGACCAGUACAACUCCUGGUGUGGAGAGAGUGGUGAGGGAGAGUCUUCAUCUCAACAAUCACAUACAUGAAGACACCAAGGGUCCCAGAUACUGCCCUUCCAUUGAGUCGCGAGUGCUGCGCUUCCCCGGCCGGAGUCACCAGGUGUGGCUGGAGCCGGAGGGGGUGACCUCCGACCUCUUGUACCCACAGGGUCUGUCCAUGACCAUGCCCCCCGACCUGCAGCUCCGCCUCAUCAGAGAAAUCCCCGCCCUGCACAGAGCGGAGAUCCACACACCUGGUUAUGGCGUCCAGUACGACUUUGUGUGUCCCACCCAGCUGAGCCCUGCACUACAGGUGAAGAGCACCCAGGGUCUGUUUCUGGCCGGUCAGAUCAACGGAACCACCGGGUACGAGGAAGCUGCUGCACAGGGGCUGUGGGCGGGUGUGAACGCUGCACGCUGCGCCCUGGACCUCCCUCCCCUGGCCUUGUCUCGAACAGAGAGUUAUAUCGGAGUUCUCGUUGACGACCUGGUGAGCCGAGGCGUGACGGAGCCUUAUCGCAUGUUCACCAGCCGGGCGGAGUUCCGAACCUCGCUGAGGCCGGACAACGCCGACCUGCGCCUCACUCUGAAAGGGUUCGAGGAGGUGGGCUGUGUGUCCCCUCUGCGUUACCAGGAGGCUGUGAGAGUGAGGGACAGUCUGCAGGACGCGCUCGCAGCCCUGCAGACUCUCACCAUGUCCACGCACAAGUGGAGACACAAGCUGCCAGACGUCUGCAUAAGUGAGAACAAGAACACGACGCUGAGUGGCGUGGAACUGCUGCAGUACAACGACGCCUCCUUCGAAAUGCUGGCCUCCGCCUUCCCAGAAUCCCUUUCAUCUUACCUAGAGUUCUCACAGAGACUCAAGAUAGAGGCUGUGUACAAGCCUCACUGUGACAUGCAGAGGAAAGAGAUAGAGAGAAUUCAGAAAGAGGAGAACAUGUCUCUCCCGCAGGACAUUGACUAUUUAUCUCUGCCGGUGUCACUGUCCCAGGAGGUCAGAGAGAUUCUGGACAGAGUUCGACCCAGCACUCUGGGUGCCGCUACACGUCUGCAAGGUAUAACCCCCGCUGCAGUCGUCAAUCUCCUCCGCUACGUCCGCAACACGGAGCAAAAGGAAAGAAGAACGCACAGAAACCAGCCAGACCGAAAAGAAGAGAGAGAAGAGGAGCCGUUUGCACGAAAAGCAUCUCUACCUCAGUGAAACCACGACUCACAAACUGUCUUGUAAAAAAUUAUUUAUUCCUGUAAAAGUUACAAAUGCACAGUAUUUUGCGAUGACGCAGAAUGGAACAUUUUCAUGUCUCUGUAUAAAAAAAUAAAUAAACAUUCAGCAAUCUUCCA
This is a messenger RNA of Limanda limanda (common dab), 2346 nucleotides long. It is a transcript of the gene mto1, whose product is annotated as mitochondrial tRNA translation optimization 1. Lineage: Eukaryota; Metazoa; Chordata; Actinopteri; Pleuronectiformes; Pleuronectidae. Gene Ontology annotation, cellular component: cytosol. The coding region runs from base 149 to 2206 and encodes 685 amino acids. The transcript has 13 exons. Gene Ontology annotation, molecular function: flavin adenine dinucleotide binding. The record is from RefSeq and is a predicted model, not a curated record. Gene Ontology annotation, biological process: tRNA methylation; tRNA wobble uridine modification.